GCAGCGAGGAAGAACAACAUAACUCAUGUGCGAGCCCAUCGCGGCAAUGAUUGAAUUUAUCAAGCAAGCGAUGACGACGAAGAGGAGGAUGAAGAAGAACAGUGGAAGAGCGCAGUUGAUAAGCAAAGAGAGCAAGAGAGUUGUAGUGGUUGGUUGGUUGGUUGGCUGGACUGAAUUGGAAAUGGAUGCGGGUGAAGCAGUAUCACGGCGAACUCUGCUAGAGGCGGUACACACGAUACGGUUCCGGUCUUUGAAGUAGUUCUACAGUGAAGCUUCGUAGUGACGGUGUUCGGCGCGCGAUUUAUCUGUUGUUUGCCCUGGCAAAGUCGAGAUUUGCUGGCGUGGGGUAGUGACUUCGGUGUGUGAUUUAAGCGUGAUUUGAGCAGGUGAACCGUUAUGGCACAGCAAUCCAGCUGAAUCCAAGUAGCCAGUGUGAUUUUAUGCGUUUCGGUCAAUUCGGCAAAAAAUCCAAACCCCAGCAACCAUGAUGGAAGUGAGUGAAGUUCCGCAGCAGCAACCCCAGCAGCAAUCGCAGUUGCCGUUGGAUUUCAGUGUAACCAUGGUGAACAUCAAGCUGAACAAUGUGAACGUCAACGUGAACACCAACAACAACAGUAUCAGCAUACUGAACAAUAACAACAACGGUGCGAGUGGGUUCGGUAGUGGAGGGAAUGGUCGAAGUGGUGGCGAGGACCAGCAGCAGCACCAUCAUAGGGAUGCGAUGGGGUCCUUGCUGGCGGCACAUCAACAACAGCAACAGAACGGUGGUGGGGCUGCAGGAAGUGGUUGCGGCAAUGGCGGUGGCACCACGGCCGCGCUAACGAGUGCGUUCAAAGUGGUGCUGCCGCGGGGGAAAGCCGACGGUGCAUCUGCUCCGUCGAACGGCCUCUCGCCGCUGCUCAUCAACAACGAACUGCUGGUGAAUCACUACCGCCGAUUGCUGCAUCCGGCGGCGGCGGUUCCGCGGCUUCCCAGCGGCGCCACCUCCAACUCCAAUAACAACAACAACAACGGAUACGAAGAUGCUGUCGACGUGCAGAAGAUCCACCGAGAUGAAAUCAAGUUCGGCAUCAGCCGGCUGGUCAAGAACGAAUCCGAGGACGAAGACAAUAACAACGUGUACCACGUGGCGCAAGGUACGCUCGGGGCACCCCUCUCCAAUGGGUACGAUUCCAGCAGUCUCAGCGUACGAUCGCGAUCGCGCAGUAGAUCCCGGUCGAGGGACCGCUCGACGCGGUCACGGUCGUCCUCGAUCGAGCUAGAAGUGGACUCCCCGCCACCGCCACGGAUCGUGAGCGUUUCGCCCACCACGGACAUCAUCCCGCACAUCCCGAAGAACUCGGAAGCCUUCUCGGUGUCGGCCUUGCUGAAGCGCGAGGACGAACCCAAAUCCAAGUCGCCUUUGUCCAAUGGGUCGUUCGACUGCAUUAGGCCCAACUACAGCCAGUUCUACGAGCAGAGCCUGCUGAACCGACCGCUGUUUCAUCCGUUUCCGUUCUUCGCGAUGCUCCAGCAGCAAGGUCACCAACUAAAUCCCGCCCUUAGCAACUACCACCCCUCAACCCCGGAGGACAUCCUACGGUUGCGACACUUUAUGGCGCAGAACGCGGCGGCAGCCGCAAACGGUGCCAACUCCAACGGAGGACCACCCGUGCCGGGUCACCUGGACUUUAGCCACCCCCACCAUCCUCACCACCUGCUGAUGCGACCAGUGCAUGCCCGGAGGGCACACAACGGAAAGCGGCCGUACGCGUGCGAACUCUGCAACAAGACCUUUGGGCACGAGAUUAGUUUAAGUCAACACAGGGCUGUGCACAGUGUGGAGAAGGUGUUCGAGUGCAAACAGUGCGGCAAGGCGUUCAAGCGGUCGAGCACGCUGUCGACGCACCUGCUGAUCCACAGCGACACCCGGCCGUACCCGUGCGGGUUCUGCGGGAAGCGGUUCCACCAGAAGAGCGACAUGAAGAAGCACACGUAUAUCCACACCGGUGAAAAACCCCACAAAUGCCAGGUCUGCGGGAAGGCGUUCAGCCAGAGCUCGAACCUGAUAACGCACUCGCGCAAGCACACCGGCUACAAGCCCUUCCAGUGCGAGCUGUGCCACAAGGCGUUCCAGCGGAAGGUGGACCUGCGCCGCCACAAGGAGACCCAGCACACGGAACUGCGCGCCAUCGUCAACUAACCCAAGGCCCCACCGGGUGGUCUGCCAGUUCCGGCCGAGUACGGUCCACCGCCGCCACCACUGCUGGGACAGGUGGCGAGGGAGCUGCUGAUGGCUGGCCAGGAAGCUGGUGUGAUGGCCACGACCGCCGGAGAUGGCGAGUUCAUCGUGAUUGACUGAUUGAUCCUUUGGUGGAAAUUUUAAGAAGACAAAAUCAAAAAACCCGUUGUACACAAAUAUCUCGUCUAAGUUUAGUGUAGACACAAACCAAAGUAAAUCUUACGUGUUGAAUGUAAAGUGAAGUGUAAAUAUUCUAGAAAUAGCGAGCUAGAUGAAAAUUUAGUCUUUUUUGUUGAUCCUUUUAGUUGUAAUCUUAAUAUUAAACCCGUACUGUUUACUAUUAGCUAGGGAAUUUUAAUU
Culex pipiens pallens (northern house mosquito) is the source of this 2581-nucleotide messenger RNA. RefSeq names its product fez family zinc finger protein 1 (gene sens-2). The transcript has 8 exons. Bases 485 to 2182 code for a protein of 565 amino acids. Gene Ontology annotation, cellular component: nucleus. The record is from RefSeq and is a predicted model, not a curated record. NCBI's taxonomy places the organism in Eukaryota, Metazoa, Arthropoda, Insecta, Diptera, Culicidae.